AUGAAUGACUUAUUCUCCGGCUCUUUCUCCCGGUUCCGCAACACCGAUCAAGUCUCGCCGGACAACCACCAUCAUGUCAUCGAAAUAUCAUCCCCGAAUACCGCUCAAAGUGGCGUACACCUCGACAAAUUUUUCGAAGAAGUCGAAGCCGUUAAAGAGGAACUCAAGGAACUCGACCGUCUCUACGAAAACCUUCGAACCUCCAAUGAGAGGAGCAAAACCCUUCACACUGCAAAAUCUGUAAAAGAUAUUCGCUCCAGCAUGGAUAAUGAUGUGUCUGUUGCUUUGAAGAAAGCUAAAAUAGUUAAGACCCGGCUCGAGGCACUUGACCGGUCCAACGAGGCUAGCAGGAGUUUGCCUGGCGCUGGACCAGGUUCAUCCUCGGACCGGACUAGAACAUCCGUGGUGAGUGGCUUGAGAAAGAAACUUAAGGAUUCUAUGGAUAGCUUCAACAACCUUAGACAAGAGAUAUCAUCAGAAUACCGUGAAACCGUACAACGUAGAUACUAUACUGUCACCGGAGAGAAUCCAGAUGACAAAACCGUUGACCUCCUCAUUUCCACUGGUGAAAGUGAAACAUUUUUGCAAAAAGCGAUUCAGCAACAAGGCAGGGCAAACAUCAUGGACACAAUCCAAGAAAUUCAAGAGAGACAUGACACAGUGAAAGAGAUAGAGAGAAAUCUAUUGGCACUACACCAAGUGUUCAUGGACAUGUCUGUUCUGGUUCAGUCACAAGGUGAACAGUUGGAUAAUAUUGAGAGCCACGUGGCACGUGCUAAUUCGUACGUGAGAGGUGGGGUCCAGCAGUUGACUGUUGCUAGGAAGCACCAGAAGAAUACCCGAAAAUGGACUUGUAUUGCCAUCUUGAUACUUCUUAUUAUUAUCUUGAUCAUAGUUUUGCCUAUUGUUCUUAAAAAAUAA
Molecule: messenger RNA, 921 nt
Organism: Lathyrus sativus (Indian pea)
Lineage: Eukaryota; Viridiplantae; Streptophyta; Magnoliopsida; Fabales; Fabaceae
Source: the annotation of a GenBank genome assembly